Molecule: messenger RNA, 561 nt
Organism: Alternaria conjuncta
Lineage: Eukaryota; Fungi; Ascomycota; Dothideomycetes; Pleosporales; Pleosporaceae
Exons: 3
Coding region: 1-561 (186 amino acids)
Source: RefSeq, a predicted model, not a curated record
AUGCAUCUCGAACUGGUUCUCGUGGGUCUCGCCGCCCUUACGGCAGCUAUGCCACUCGAUAAGAGGGGUGACGACUCCGCGAAUCAAGCCCAAGAUAUCAACUACAAGGAAUACGCCGGCUACCGCCCGUACUAUCAGUACGGAGAUUAUUCCUCACCGGCCGAAGCAGAGGCAGCGAAGAUGCAGCAAGAAUCAGCGGCCACGAACAUGAAGCGCGACGAACCCUUGUCCAAACAGGAGGUGUACGAUAAGUACGACAAGUACGAGACCUACGGCGUCUACUACGAGAAUUACAAUCCGUACCCUGCUUCUGUAGAAGCCGAAGCCGCGAAGAUGAACGCCAAGAUGGAGAAGCGCCAUAUUGUGGAUAUGCCCAAGGACAUGAUGGAUCAGAUGGCCAACAGCGAGAAGCGUGACGAGCCCAAGGAGGUUCAGGCUGCAGGGGAUUCUUGGUACCAGUCUUAUAUCCCCUACUCAAACUACGGCAAGUACAGCGGCGCAGCUGAGGCCGAAGUCGCCAAAGCUGGAUGCAUCAUGGCUGCGAGUGGCUGCGUUGAAUGA